GCCCGCCUGUCGCGACUGUCGGGGCCGAGGCCCAGGGGGAGGUGGCCUGUCGCGGGUCGCCCGGCUCCCGGAGGCGAGGGGGGCGCGGGCGGAUGGCGGAAGGCACCCAGCCGCAACAGCCAUCGCAGCUCGGGCCCGGCGCCGCUGCCCGGGGGAUGAAGCGGGAGUCGGAGCUGGAGCUGCCGGUGCCCGGUGGGGGAGGAGACGGAGCCGAGCCCGGCCUGAGCAAGCGGCCGCGCACCGAGGAGGCGGCGGCCGACGGCGGCGGCGGCGGCGGGAUGCAGAACGAGCCUCUGACCCCAGGUUAUCAUGGAUUCCCAGCACGGGACAACCAGGGUAACCAGGAGCCAACAACAACUCCUGACGCAAUGGUUCAGCCGUUUACUGCCAUCCCGUUUCCACCACCUCCGCAGAAUGGAAUCCCCACAGAAUACGGAGUGCCACACACUCAGGACUACGGCGGCCAGACCAGUGAGCAUAACCUGACACUCUACGGAAGUACGCAGGCCCAUGGCGAGCAGAGCAGCAACUCACCGAGCACACAGAACGGGUCUCUUACGCAGACAGAAGGGGGAGCACAGACAGACGGCCAGCAGUCACAGACACAAAGUAGUGAAAAUUCAGAGAGUAAAUCCACUCCUAAACGACUGCAUGUCUCUAAUAUUCCUUUCCGCUUCCGGGACCCUGACCUCCGGCAGAUGUUUGGGCAGUUUGGCAAAAUCCUAGAUGUAGAAAUAAUCUUUAAUGAACGUGGCUCUAAGGGAUUCGGGUUCGUAACUUUCGAGAAUAGUGCUGAUGCAGACAGGGCCAGGGAGAAAUUACACGGCACCGUGGUAGAGGGCCGUAAAAUCGAGGUGAAUAAUGCUACAGCACGUGUAAUGACCAACAAGAAGAUGGUCACACCGUAUGCAAAUGGUUGGAAAUUAAGCCCAGUAGUUGGAGCUGUAUAUGGCCCCGAGUUAUAUGCAGCAUCCAGCUUCCAAGCAGACGUGUCCCUAGGCAACGAAGCGGCAGUGCCCCUGUCGGGAAGAGGGGGCAUUAACACGUACAUUCCUUUAAUCAGUCUCCCUUUAGUUCCUGGCUUCCCUUACCCAACUGCAGCCACCACGGCGGCCGCUUUCAGAGGAGCCCAUCUGAGGGGCAGAGGGCGGACGGUAUAUGGUGCAGUCCGAGCGGUACCUCCAACAGCCAUUCCCGCCUAUCCAGGUGUGGUUUACCAGGACGGAUUUUACGGUGCUGACCUCUAUUCAGCUGAAGAAAUGUUAACAUCUCACUCUAAAUCUCUCAGUGGAGUCUCUGUUCCCUUCUCUGAUAUAACAGAUGGGGCGGAUAUGCAGCCUACAGAUAUGCACAGCCCGCAACUGCGACCGCAGCCACGGCUGCUGCAGCCGCUGCCGCCGCAUACAGUGACGGUUAUGGCAGGGUGUACACAGCUGACCCCUACCAUGCCCUUGCCCCUGCCGCUAGCUAUGGAGUUGGCGCUGUGGCGAGUUUAUACCGAGGUGGCUACAGCCGAUUUGCCCCCUACUGAAGUGACGUGAGACCCCUGCAAAUGGGACAGCCCCCCCAGUUCAUGAGGCCUGGCUAUUGCAAUAUUUACUAGUAGAGGAACUCUAUAGCAAGAUGAAGAGGAAAAACAAACAGACAAACAAACAAACAAAAAAAAACACAAAAAAAGAGAGAAUACUUUUUUAUACCUCACUAUGUUCUUUGAAUAUGUAUUUUUCCUUUAAAUUUCUGCCUUUAAUUCUUUUGUUCCAAAGAUUGUGCAUUUUUUCUUUUUUUUCUUUUUUUUUUCUUUUUUUAACUGUGGUAAAAAAAAAAAAUUAAUGCAUUUCCAUGUCUGUAUGUCCGUGCUUAGCUUAUUCUAUCAAUCACGGAAGAGGCAGUUAAUGAGGAAGGAAAAACAUUAGGAGCCGAUAAAUAUAUGUGAUCAGAAAUCAGCAGGCAGAAUUACCAAAGUGUAUCUGGUGCUGAAUGGCUGGGGGACAAACAGAAGUGGAAGAGACCUUCCCACUGCAGGACAUUCUUCUUGUCUUCUGAGUUUCUGGUCUUUGGCAGGCAGUUCUGACGGGCUGUGGCAGGAACCCAUAAGCUGAGAGAUGCUAGCAAUUUGUGCUUGCAAAGCAGGAGAAUUAAAAAGACGUUUUCCUCUCCUCUUCCCUCCUGUCUUCUCCAUUCUUUUUACAAUCAUCUUACACGCACAGCCUGAGACAGUUGGCAUAGUUUUUGGAAUUAUAGUAUUAAUAUUUCCAAACAUGCUCUCAGACUGUGGAUAAUAAACACCUCAUUAGGAAACCAAUCUCAGAAUGAACUCUGGAGUAUGAAAAAGAUUCUUCUUUUCUUUCCUGUCAUCCUAGCGUUCCUGCCGGGCUUCUUCCCUUUUCAUUGAACCACAGCUUAGCUCAAGUAUUCUUUUAUUAACACCCUGCUCCCGUGUCCUCAAGAUUCAGGAAUUUAGAACCCAGGGACAGGAGAAUAAAUAGCCGGUGGCCAGGUUUCCUCCAGGUAUCUGGGCCCGGCUUGAGGGUUAGAAGUACAAAUUGUCGAGAAGCCAGUAAAGAGGCUGAGGAAGAGAAAGGCGUAUUAGGCAGUGUCUAGCAAGGCAUGCUGAUAGUCCCGAUCUUUUUCUCGCAUCAGAAAGGCAGUACAAAGUAUAAAACAUACAAUAAAGACGCUCUUGGCAGAAGGUAAAGCACCGAGUCCUCGGUCAGCUGUCCCUGGCAGUUUUGGUGACUAGGAAAUGUAAGGGCAGGCAAGGCACUUUGUACUAGCUCCAAAGCCAUAGGAAUUCUCAUCUUCCAGAGCCUUUAGGAGUCACUUCUCUUUCCACAGUCUUGAGCCCUCGUGGUCCUUCCCUCACCCCCCCCACUUUCUCUUUAUCCUCCAAAGACAUCCCAGCUGAGCACCUGGACCGCGUGGUCCACAUGAACACUACAGGGCAUGAGACGCGGAGCCCCUGGGGCUGCUCCCCUCCCGACUGAAGGAGGGUCUGAAAUGGCCAGAAAGCCAUGUGGUGGCCGUGGCAAUGAGUCACCUGGCUUCAAUUUUAUGUAUAUAUUAUCAAGGGAGAGGAGAAAGUGAUUCUCUUCUAGCAAUCAGCUCUUAGUGAUACAGGCAAGGGUCCUGCAGCAUUUCCAAAACGAAGGUAUUAGAAAACAGAAAAGCGCGGUCUGUUUGGCUCCCUGGUCUAUUCACAUGGUACUAGGGUGACCUUGCACCCAAGGGAUAGCUGCUAAAGGGAGUAAGUCAGAGACAUGGAGCUUUUGGUCUGUUAUGGCUUUGUUUUGGGGUUUGUUUUUGGUUUUUUUUUUUUCACUCCUGCCUCCACACACAUUCUUAACUGAUACUGAGUUAAAAUGACUGACAUAUGACAGCAUCAAGCAUUCUUUGUAAGCAGAGUAACAUAUCUGGGAAGGACUGGCCUGUCGUGUACAUUAUUACAUCUCUCCUCCCUUCAGAAUCCUCUCUCUCCUAGUAAGGGGGACAGAGGCUGCACCUGAAACUAGGGGAGACAUCAAGGAAGCUAGAGGCCUCGAUGCAAUUCUUACUGAUUCUAGGGAGGAAUGCAUAGAAUAAAGGACACCAAACUGCCCUGUCCAUUGGCCACUUUUUAAUGGUUCCCCUCCCCAAGCCAAAGUUUGGUUUGUUGCUGUUAAGACAAUUUUUGUUGUAUGUAUAUAAAUAUUUUAGUUAGAGGAGGGGGAUGGGAUGUGGGGCUUUCACAGUUCUAGGGAAUGGGGGCAGGGAGAAUUUUUUUCUUUCUUUCGCUUUUCUUCUGAGGGAGAGCUUUUACUGACUACAGAAACAGAAAUUUCGUAUCAUGUUCAAUAGGGGCCAUUCUCACAAAACGGCAAGCUGCUGCUCGGUGGAGAUAAGGCCAGGUUCUAACUGGUGUGUGUGUCUGCACAGGGGAGGACAGUAGGACCAUGAGUGUAAGAGUCUGUGCUUCUCUUUUCCAGAAAGAGAGAGGGAGGGUGGGAAAGGUAGAGAAGGCAGCCUCUUUUUAACAGGCAGAAGCUUGAGCCGGAGGCACCUUGUGCGCAUUUCAGUUCAGCUGGUUCUGACUGAGGACCGGAAGGCCAGCUCCGCGUCUUCCGGCGGCUUUCCGCUGCUCUUCCGUGGCUGGUUCUGGUACUGCGUCCUCCAGCUCCCUUUCCUGAGAAAGACUAAACAGAGUUCUGCUCUUCCCGAAAGGGCCUUUGGUCUCCGGUGUCAGCACUGACCUAGGGCCCUCGUAAGCACCUAGAUGGGACGGCAUUGACCUUCCUGCCUGCCUUUGAACUUGGACUCCAUACAGUCAGCUUCGUCAGGAGCAGGUGCCUCCGAGCAGCGCUGCUUGUAGAUUCCCGACUCGGUCCCAUUGGACUAAGCAACAGUCAGAAGAGAGUUUGGCAUCUUGGGCGUUCGUUCGAGGAUGCUGGCUGAUAAUUCCAGAACACUUGCUGAUGCUGAAUCACAGUGCGGGGAUGACGUCAACAGCUUUACUGCAGCUCAUGAUGGGGACUUUCCAUACUAAGCAUCUCACUCUCAGAAGCUGGGCUCCUUUAAGGAGACUGCAAGUGAAAACCUUUCUCUGAGUAGUCCUCUUUCGGCCCAGAGAGCUGUCCUGAGGUCUUUUCCAGAAUUCCUUGUGUUACAUAGUCUAACUCCCAUUCACCCUGGCCUGCCAUUGUGAGUCGUCAUUUUCAAGGCUCUCAGGUUUUACAAACCUACUUUCAUCAUCAUCCUCCAGCAGCCACAGUUAGAAUUGAGCCGAUCUCAUUUUUCCUUGGAAAAAAAAAAGGGGGUCUGAGUCUCAACUCUUAGUUUAAAAGGAGCUAGUGGAGAUCAGUACCAUAGAAAUCAACGAUAGCAGCUUUUCCUCAAAAGGGACCCCUUGGGCUGAGCUGCUCUUGUUUCGGUUAUACUGUCCUAGAGACGGAGCAGAUAAGGCGGGACUCCCCAUCACCCUAGAACCAGUCACGGAGCCUCCAGGUAGGAGGGAGGUGUGGACUUGCGGGGAAGCAAUCCAAGGAUGAGCCAGGAGGGCUUGAUAAACCCCCUUCCCUCCCGCAGGAGAACGAGGCCAGGCAAGGAACAGUCUGGAAGACACUAGACGUGCACGGAGGCAAAGGGGGCCUUGUUUGAACCCUCCCCUUUGGCCAAGUCCAGCCCCUUCUCUGCUGCUUGCCACCUUCUAGCACAGUAACAUUUGCAGAACUGCAAGUGUUUUUCCCCCAGAUAAUAGGAGGAAAGGGACUUUGGGGGGUGGGGAAGGGGUAGUGGUGUUUUAAAAGCAUAAGUUACCUGUUUGCACUGUUUUAAGAUAGGAAAAGAAUAGUGGGCAAGGUGAACAUCAAACGUAAAUUUGUGUUUUUAUUUUGUCAUGCUCUUGAAAAUGUUUGACCAUUUGUAGUGUACACCAGUGAAACUUGAUUCUCUGUUGCAUAAAACACUAUUAUUAUUUUUUUUGUUACUGUCAAAAGCCUCUUCCUCCCUUUCCCUUUUUCUCUGUUCUUCCUUCAUACUUGCUUUACUGAUCAACCAGGCAAUAGCCAUCCAAGAGCUAGAGCACGAAGCGGGGCCCUUCCCAAGUAGGCUGGGACCCCAAGCCAGCGCGUGCCCUCUGGUUUAGGGAGUGCAGUGGAGUCCCUGGCACCUGUCUUUAAAAUAAGACUGACAGACCAGACUACAGCAGGUUCUCAAAUUCCUCAGUCACGUGCUCUCGGAAGGACGGGCCGCGGGGUGGAGGGAGACCUCGAGACGUAGUUGGCUGUAGUGGCUGAGUUCUCACCACGUUACCGGCACUGUAGCCAGUUACAGUUUACUCAGGAAACCGGUAGAUCAAUUCAGCCAUGGUAGUGCUGGUUGGCAGGGAUUGGUAACAGAGAACUGCUCAUCAGCCAAAAGUCAGACCUUGCCUUUAAGGAAGACUGCCAGCGAGGAACUCGGGCCUGUCGUCUGGUGGUCCCGUCCAUGCCGGCGUUGUGAGGGCUCGGCUCACACUGGCCAGCUGAAAGGGAACGUUGGUUCUCUUUUCUCUCCCCACCCCGGCCCCUUGUACCGACUCCAGAGUCCCAGGGGGUCCCUGAGUUUUUGAAUUUUUAAAAAAUGUUUUUUGGUUUGGUUUUUCCGGGGACUGAUAAGUGCUUUAAGCAAUGUCUAUACCCCAUCGAGACUCCCAGCUUAGUCAUUUUCUGGUAUUUUUCUGUUCACAGUAUUUUUGUGUGUGUGUGCUUGUUUUGGCAGCUCAUUUUGGCUGUAUUAUAUAUCGAGUGAUGAAUUGAUCCUCUUUUUUCCCUGAGGGAUAUGAAUUGUUUUCUCUUGUGUUAUAAUUCUGCUUGUGAGUAGCUGGAGCAACCUGGGGCUGACACACGUAAGCUAGGGCUGCAGAGUGCUGAGAGCAGGAGGGUUCACUUGUCACUGACAUGCUGGCCUCCCUGAGUCUCUGAGCUCUUCAGUCCAAAUCUUUGCAAGGCUAAAAACGCCACAGAACCUCUCCUCUCCCCAUUCCCCACCCCCAUGGCAGGGACUGAACCAUCCCUACGUGCAACAUGCAGUUUCUCCAGCCCCCUCCCAUUGCCAUGGCGAAACAGGUACCUUUGGGGCAUGGGGGCAUCACAUGGGAUGCUUGUAUAAUUGACCACCUUGCCUUCUCUCCCACUCCCUCCCUCCUCCCCAGAAUCACUUCCUAGGACACCCGAGCUGCUUGCCCAGGGUCCUGUUUCCCUGCGAAUUCCAGAGAAGCACCCCAGGGCUUUGUGACAGUCUCUGAUUCCCUCCCCUUCUCGUUAAGAAUCAUAUUGUAUAGUAGCUUUCAGACCAUACAGUAUUCAUUGGGUUACUCCUAUUAUUAUCAAGUAGCUGGAAUUGUGAAGGUCGGAGUAGUUAGAUCUUUAGCUUUUAUUCCUUAUUUUUUUGUAUUACUAUCCAUGUGUAUAAAUUAUUGAUCAUGUUGCUGGCUUUUAUAAACUCUAAGCGAAGGAGGAGCGCUGCCUCUGCCUUUGCAAAUGGUAAUGAAGCACUGUUUUUAAAUAAAAGAGAGAAACACCA
Rhinolophus ferrumequinum (greater horseshoe bat) is the source of this 7035-nucleotide messenger RNA. It is a transcript of the gene RBFOX2, whose product is annotated as RNA binding fox-1 homolog 2. The coding region runs from base 93 to 1541 and encodes 482 amino acids. The transcript is spliced from 15 exons. Gene Ontology annotation, molecular function: mRNA binding. The record is from RefSeq and is a predicted model, not a curated record. NCBI's taxonomy places the organism in Eukaryota, Metazoa, Chordata, Mammalia, Chiroptera, Rhinolophidae. Gene Ontology annotation, biological process: nervous system development; regulation of alternative mRNA splicing, via spliceosome. Gene Ontology annotation, cellular component: cytoplasm; nucleus.